AUGUCUGAAUUGACUUAUCGCAUCCCACGUGUGCAGCGGGCGCUUGUGGCGACAGGGCCGGGGAGUCUAGCCCUAAAGCCCGUACCUGUUCUCAAGCCCGCGGGCGAUGAACUCCUGGUGCGCAUCGCCGCCGUCGCCCUCAAUCCGUCUGACCACAAGCUCCUGGAUCAAUCAACAACCGUUGGGGCAGUCAGCGGGAGCGACUUUGCGGGGACCGUCGUCCGCGUGGGAGGCGAUUCGACCGCCCGUUUCCAGAUCGGCGAUCAUGUCUGUGGGAUCAUCUUCGGCGCCAACCCCGGCAACCCCCGCAACGGCGCCUUCGCCCAGUACGCCGUCGCCACCGCCGAUCUGUGCAUGCACAUUCCUUCCUCCAUGGAAUUUGCCGAGGCUGCCUCCCUCUCGAUGGGCCUACUGACCGCUGGGCUGGCCUUUCGCUCCCUGGGCUUGGACUGGUCCCGACUGACAGAGAGCCCCGACGAGAACAAGAAACCUGACCAUUCGAAUGAUUCAGACAAGCGAGAAUAUGUGCUGGUGCAUGGAGGUGCCACCGCGACGGGAACGCUCGUCAUCCAACUGUUGCGGAUGGCCGGAUACGCGCCCAUUGCAACUUGCUCGCCCGCCAGCUUCGAUCUAGUGCGCAGCCGGGGUGCGGUGCAAGUGUUCGACUACGCUUCGGCCUCGUGCCACGAGGAGAUCCGCGACUACACCCAGGAUCGCCUCCGAUAUGCGCUGGACUGCAUCGGCACCAUCGAGACUAUGACCCUCUGCUACGUGGCCCUCGGCGACACCGGCGGUCGGUAUUCGGCGUUGGAGUACUAUCCCCGGGCGCUGACGAUCCGCCGCCGCGACGUGAAGCAUCAAUGGAUUCUAGGAUGGACCCUAUUCGGCAACGAAGUGAAGCUCGCCGGCGCCUACCACCGGGACCCCCUCCCCAAGGACCGGGUAUUCGGGCGUGAAUGGGCGGGGGUUCUGGAGUCGUUGAUGGAGCAGGGCCGAGUGCAGCCCCACCCGCUGGAGAUCGUCAAGGGCCCUUUGUCGCUGGCGAUGGAACAGGUAGACCGAAUGCGCCAUGGCCGUGUCAAGCGGAAGAAGAUUGUCGUGCAGAUUCGAUCUAGCUAGGAGAUGAGUCGAU
Molecule: messenger RNA, 1132 nt
Organism: Aspergillus uvarum CBS 121591
Lineage: Eukaryota; Fungi; Ascomycota; Eurotiomycetes; Eurotiales; Aspergillaceae
Product: zinc-binding alcohol dehydrogenase family protein
Exons: 1
Coding region: 1-1119 (372 amino acids)
Molecular function (GO): oxidoreductase activity, acting on NAD(P)H
Source: RefSeq, a predicted model, not a curated record